CAAACUGCCUGGACUCUGUAACAAACUUGCUUCUUGAAGUUAGUGGGGACGUUAACAGCCACACCUUCUCCCAUCGAAGUUUUCAUAAAGACGUUAGCACACAUCCUCCCUAUCAAUCAGAACACUGGAAAAGCAGGUUAGACACCAAAGUAAUCUAGUAAAGUCUUUCAAAAAGGUGCAUUACAGAAGGUUUAAUUCUAGAGAAAUUUCCUUGCAUUACAUGCUGAACAGAGGUAAGGUGAAAUAUCGUCUUUUAAACAGACAAAGAUAUAGAACCACCUCCAGUGUUGAUAAAACCAAACAGAGCCACGCCACGGGGAGGGAGGGGACUGUUGUUCACCUGCGGUCACACCGGGAUUACCCGGGCACUGCUCCACCACCUCGCAGAGGCAGCAGGUGUCCAGCUGCCGGACUGCUCCGUGCGGUAGGGCUCGGGCUGCCUGCGGGCAGCGCAGGCAGGGGGUAAGGACAGAGGGCAGAGCGGGCGCGGGGAUGCCGCGGCCGCAGCGGGCCCCGGCGGCGCGGCGGCGCUGGGCGCUGCUGCUCGGGCCGCUGGCGCUGCUCGCCGCCGCCCUGGCGCUGCGCGGCACCGCGCGCCCCGACCCCGCCGGCCGCCCCCGCCUCUACCGGGCGCUGGAGCUCUCCCCCAGCCGCAGCAUCAACUGCUCGGGGGUCGUCCGCGGGGACCACAAAGCCAUCGAAGAGGCGCAGCUCAACAACCUGGAAGUGAAGAACAGAAGGGCUUCGCUGACGCCCGGCGAGUACCUGAACAUUACGAGGGACUGCAGAGCCUUCAAGGAGACCCGGCGCUACAUCGAGUUCCCGCUCAGCCAGGAGGAGGAGGAGUUCCCCAUCGCCUACUCCAUGAUCAUUCACCACAAAAUCGACAUGUUUGAGCGGCUCCUGCGAUCCAUCUACGCCCCCCAGAACGUUUACUGUGUCCAUGUAGACAGCAAAUCCCCGGCCGCCUUCCAGAAGGCCGUGCGGGCCAUUGCUGCCUGCUUCCCCAACGUCUUCGUGGCCAGCCGCCUGGAAAGCGUGGUCUAUGCCGCCUGGUCCCGGCUGCAGGCCGACCUCAACUGCAUGCAGGACCUCCUGCAGAGCCCCGUGCCAUGGCGCUACCUGAUCAACACCUGCGGCACCGACUUCCCCAUCAAGACCAACGCCGAGAUAGUCCGAGUGCUGCAGGUGCUGCAGGGCCACAACACCGUGGAGUCGGAGAGGCCCUCGGCCUCCAAGCAGCAGCGCUGGGAGUACCACCACGAGGUGGGCGAGACCAUCUCUCGCACUGCCCAGAAGAAACUGCCCCCACCCCACAGCUACCCCAUGUUCACGGGCAGCGCGUACAACGCCGUCACACGGGACUUCGUGCAGUAUGUCUUCGAGAACCCCACAGCACAAAAGUUCCUCGAGUGGUCCAAGGACAGCUACAGCCCUGACGAGUACGUCUGGGCCACCCUGAACCGCAUGCCGGGCGUGCCGGGGGGCACUCCCCUCAGCGACAAGUUCCAGCUCUCGGACAUGAACGCCCUUCCCCGCCUGGUCAAGUGGGAGUACCUGGAGGGUGACAUCAGCAAGGGCGCGCCCUACCCGCCCUGCACCGGCCGCCACCAGCGCUCCAUCUGCAUCUACGGGGUGGGCGACGUGCCCUGGAUGCUGCAGCAGCACCAUCUCUUGGCCAACAAGUUCGACCCCGAGGUGGACGAUGCGGCCAUCCAGUGUCUGGAGGAGUACCUGCGCCACAAGGCCCUGUACGGCCGGGGCCUCUGAGGGGGACCCGCGG
Molecule: messenger RNA, 1783 nt
Organism: Taeniopygia guttata (zebra finch)
Lineage: Eukaryota; Metazoa; Chordata; Aves; Passeriformes; Estrildidae
Gene: GCNT3
Product: glucosaminyl (N-acetyl) transferase 3, mucin type
Cellular component (GO): membrane
Molecular function (GO): acetylglucosaminyltransferase activity
Source: RefSeq, a predicted model, not a curated record